Messenger RNA from Glycine soja, 1882 nucleotides. RefSeq names its product VAN3-binding protein-like. Gene Ontology annotation, biological process: leaf vascular tissue pattern formation; auxin-activated signaling pathway; phloem or xylem histogenesis. The coding region runs from base 83 to 1552 and encodes 489 amino acids. The transcript is spliced from 7 exons. The record is from RefSeq and is a predicted model, not a curated record. NCBI's taxonomy places the organism in Eukaryota, Viridiplantae, Streptophyta, Magnoliopsida, Fabales, Fabaceae.
UGUUCAAAUCAAAAAACACAAUAAUAAUAAUAAUAAUAAUAAUAGUAGUAGUAGUAGAAAUAGUUCCCACCUCACCUGACACAUGAUGGAACCAAAGUGCACCUUAAUAAACUGUCGCCGGCCGGAGUUCGUUCCGACCCCUCUGCCGGAGAGUCCUCGAGUGCCAAUGGAGUUUCUGUCACGCUCAUGGAGUGCCUCUGCCCUUGAGGUCUCCAAAGCUCUUGCACCUCAUCACUCUAAUUCCAACAACAACACUUCUUCCAUUCCAGAAGAAACUUCUGUUUCUGCUCCCAACCACAACAGCAACAACUCUUUUUCUGAGGACUUCUCCACAACCAUUUCUUCUAAGAAUCAGUUCUCUUUUGCUUCCUCUGCCACCUCCCAGCUCGUCCUUGAACGCAUUAUGUCACAGUCCGCAAGAGAGGAAGUGUCUCCAUUAACUUCUGGAAGAUUAUCUCACAGCAGCGAGCCUUUGAAUGGUGGUGGUUCCUUAACCGGAACAGAUAGCCCUCCGAUUUCACCUUCAGAUGAAUUCGACGAUGUUGUUAAGUUUUUUCGGGCAAACAAUUCCAUUCACCCUUUAUUCAAUGGUGGAAGAACCAGUGCAACCAUUGGCAAUGGCACGGCUUGCUCAGGACCUAAAACUGUUGGAAGAUGGUUGAAGGAGCGAAGAGAAAAGAAGAAAGAAGAAAACAGAACCCACAAUGCUCAGCUGCAUGCCACUAUUUCAGUGGCAGCAGUGGCUGCUGCUGUAGCAGCCAUUGCGGCCGCAACAGCAGCUGGCUCAUCUGCACCAAGCAAGGAUGAGAAGAUGGCAAAGACUGACAUGGCUGUUGCUUCUGCAGCAACAUUGGUUGCUGCACAGUGUGUAGAGGCUGCUGAAGCAAUGGGGGCUGAGCGUGACCACCUUGCUUCAGUGGUUAGCUCUGCUGUGAAUGUUCGUUCUCCUGAUGAUAUCACUACUCUUACUGCUGCAGCUGCCACAGCUCUAAGAGGGGCAGCAACCUUGAAAGCAAGAGCUUUGAAGGAGGUAUGGAAUAUUGCUACAGUGACACCACUAGAGAGAGGCAUAGGGGGGAUUGGACUAUGUGGUAAAAGUAUUAACAGCAAUACCAGCAAUACCAGCACUAGUGACAGUGGGGAAAUUUUCAAUGGAGAAAAUUUUCUAGGGUCCUGCAGCCAAGAGCUACUUGCUAAGGGCAGUGAAUUACUCAAGCGCACCCGUAAAGGUGAUCUUCACUGGAAAAUAGUGUCUGUUUAUAUACAUAGAACUGGCCAGGUAAUGCUGAAAAUGAAGAGCAGACAUGUUGCAGGAACCAUUACCAAAAAGAAAAAGAAUGUUGUGCUAGAUAUAUGCACGGAUUUACCAGCAUGGCCAGGAAGACAUCUUCUUGGCGAUGGUGAGAAGCGACGGUACUUUGGAUUGAAGACAGACGCAAGGGGGAUUGUGGAGUUUGAGUGUCGAAAUCAAAGAGAAUAUGACCUCUGGACACAAGGGGUUUCAAGGCUUCUUUCCGUUGUUGCACAAAGACAAAACAGAUAUGGAAAUUGAACUUAAUUCAUCUUAUUAAUACCAACAGAGUCUAGCUAGCUAUUGCUGAGUAAUGAACUCAAUUCAAACUAUAAUGUAUUGAGAUGUAAUUUGCAUGUGUUCACUGUUCAGCCUCAAACAAUCAUCAUUAGCAAAGAGGACUCAAAUGGACUUGAUGAGUUACCCAAGAAAAUACCAUUUGCUAUCUAAAUUUGUAUAAUCGUAGGAGUAUUUUUUUUCACCUCAUAGACAAUGCGUGUCAAGUCACCUAGAGCGAAGAAUCGUGGCAAUGUUGUCAUACAUUGUCAUGGAUAGCUUAUAAAUAUAAAACGAUUCAUGAGUUUUAUUCAA